CAUUUAACCAGUGGGCAGAGGCAGCACGGGGAGACAGAGGGCUUUUCAAACUGAGCACAGCACACCCGGCGUGUCCUCAGCCGAUACCUGGAAUGCAUGGGACUUGUGAAUAAUGAUAAUGGAUAUUGGUGCGUCUCUACUCGGAUCUUUUCAACCCAGCUGGAGCACUUGGACCACUGCGACGCUGAACAAUUCGUGCUUUUGAUUCUAUUUUAUCCCGGGUGUCCCGAUUUUGAUGUGUGAUGACUUGAUUGCGGAUCAACUAAUGAACGUGUUGCCGCCCGGAGAACAUAUGCCAGAGCAAGAAGCUGGCGUGGAUUACUUCAUCCUGUCCUAGGAUCACAUCAGUAUUUUACUUCUGCCCUGGAUGACAACAACGACAAUGUAUGGAAUAAACCAGCGCUGCAUUUAUAUAUCAUUUCACUUUUUCGUGUUGUGGUGCCAAGCUCAGGGGGAGAAUCACCCGUCUCCUAAUUUUAACCAGUAUGUGAGGACGCAGGGCGCGGUGACGGACCAGCUCAGCCGCAGACAGGUCAGGGUCUACCAGCUCUACAGUCGCACCAGCGGGAAGCACGUCCAGAUUCAGGGCAAGCGGGUCUCCGCCACCGCCGAGGACGGCAACACCUUCGCCCGUCUGUAUGUAGAAACGGACACGUUCGGCAGCAGAGUUCGGAUCCGAGGAGCAGAAAGCGGUCGCUAUCUCUGCAUGAACAGAAAGGGGAAACUAGUGGGAAAGCCCAACGGCCGGGGCAUGGACUGUAUCUUCACCGAGAUCGUCCUGGAGAACAACUACACAGCCUUCCAGAACGCCCGCUACGACGGUUGCUUCGUGGGCUUCACCCGCAAGGGCCGACCACUGAGGGCCUCCCGGACCCGGCAGAACCAGCGCGAGGUCCACUUCAUCAAGAGGCUCCACAAGGGCCCCCCGCCCUUCCCCAACACGGAUCACAGUAAACACUUUGAGUUCAUCCGCUUCCCGCCCAUACGGCGAGCCAAGCGGAACCGCAAGUCCCCCCCCACGUCCAUUCCCCCAACUUCCUCCUCCUCAUGAGCCCGCCCCAGCGAUGACCACGGUGGAUGUGGUGUCAUGGUUGUGGUGGUGAUGACUCGGACUGAUGAUGACAUCGCCGGGACAGGAGACGAUGUGAAUUUAUUUUUGUAUAUUAUUAUUCAGAGAGAGUGAGAUAGAGAGAGCGAGAUAGAGUGAGAGAAACAAAGACACUGCCGAGGUCAGUGAGGCGAUGUGUUGCAUUGACAAUCGUGUGUAAAUAUGGAAGAGAGAGGAAGAUGGAUGAUAUUUAAUAGACCUGUGUGUGUGUGUGUGUGUGUGUGUGUGUGUGUGUGUGUGUGUGUGUGUGUGUGUGUGUGUGUGUGUGUGCAUGUAUGUGUGUGCGUGUGUGUGCGUGUGUAUGCGUGUGUGUGCGUGUGUGUAUUUGUGUGUGAGUGUGUACGUGUGUGUUUUUACACUCACUGGCAGUAGUGCCAGUAACGUAUAUGAGAUGAGAGGCCAUGAGGGUGAGGGUGUUAAUAAACACAGACUGACCACAAACCUGCAGACAAAUGAAACGCUGUGACCCUUCAGAUCACAGCUUUGUACAGUGGGGCCAAAAUAGAUUUCCAAAUUAAGAGCCCUCUCCCCUUUUUAUAAGGACAACACAAGCUGCCUAGACACGCCAGAAUGGCAACAAUGACACAACAUCCCACAACACACGAUACAGACAACAUCAAACCAAACAACAAACAAACAAACAAACAAACAAACCGAAAUCACCCAAAAUGCAUCAUAAUGUAAAGGCAUUCAAAUCUUAUAUAAAUAGUGCAAUACAUUGUAUAUUUGGUCCGUUAUGAAACAAAAAUAACAUAUUUAAUUUACCACAUCACAUCACAAAAACACAGAUCAUACAGCAAACCACCAUAUCAUACUGCCAUACAACAGCCACAUACAUUUUAUAAGAGCCCAGCCUGCAGGUCCUGCGGCGUGACCCCUGCUGGGACAACACGCAGCUCACCGCCUUCCACUCCAAUAGCCUACCUCCUGAUUAAAAGAGUAGCGACGGACGGAAGGAGCUCCGAUGCACUUGGACCAGAUAAAACUCACCAGUGAUAUUAGCGCCAUUAAGGCCUAAUGGGUGUUGAUAAGAAACCCCGAUUGGCUGGCCAGGAGAUCACAAGAGUUCGUUUGGUUUCCACGGGUAAAGAAAUGUAUUGACAUCUAUUUCAGGACUGAUGCGAGAUGCCUCUUGAAGGAACAAUUUGCGGGACGUCAUAGUUGACUGAGUGUCGCGCGGGGUUGGCAUUCAUGCCCUCAUCAUCGCUAAUCCUCUCCCGUCAUCGUUUGUCUCAUCUGCUGAUGUAUCGAGGAUGUAUCCCGCUGUGGUUCAUUAAAAGUACUCAAACAUUGUC
Molecule: messenger RNA, 2403 nt
Organism: Gadus morhua (Atlantic cod)
Lineage: Eukaryota; Metazoa; Chordata; Actinopteri; Gadiformes; Gadidae
Gene: fgf17
Product: fibroblast growth factor 17
Exons: 5
Coding region: 368-1051 (227 amino acids)
Molecular function (GO): growth factor activity
Source: RefSeq, a predicted model, not a curated record